Messenger RNA from Pseudo-nitzschia multistriata, 1322 nucleotides. The record is from the annotation of a GenBank genome assembly. Lineage: Eukaryota; Bacillariophyta; Bacillariophyceae; Bacillariales; Bacillariaceae.
GAACGAAUCCAUCGCACCGCUGGUGCGUUUUUGUUUCCGAUGCCUACAGACGGAGAUCCGUCGCCAAAGAAGAUCCCAGCGGCCCACCCAUCGAAGACCGCGCUGCUCCUCCUCGUMCUCCUCCUGGCCACCACGGGGAAUCUCUCGGUGAGACACGGCCCCCCGCUCGUUUCCGCCUACCGGCCCGGCGGGAGCAACCUUCCGGGCGACGGUAGCAACGCCAACGCCAACGGCAACGCCAGGAUCAACGCCAGGACCAGUGCCAACCCCCGCGCCAUGAGGGGGGCCUGGAGGAGCCGGGGGUCCAGCCACCGCGACCUGGUCGACCAGCUCGUGAAGCGGGGGAUCAUCGAGACCGACUCGGUCCGGUGGGCCAUGGCCGCCGUCGACCGGGGGAACUACGCUCGCGGCAGCGGCAGCGGCAGCGAACCCAGUGGCGCCCCCGACCCCUACGCCGACCGGCCCCUCCCGAUCGGCCUCGGCCAGACGAUCAGCGCCCCCCACAUGCACGCGUACGCCCUGGAGGAGCUGGUCCCGGCCCUGGAAGCGGCAAGGCAGCAACAGCAGCAGCAACAGCAACAGGGCCGGAACCACCGGGGCCUCCGGGUCCUCGACGUGGGCACCGGAUCGGGCUACCUGACGGCGUGCCUCGGGAGGUGGCUGUCGCAACCGCCGCAGGAAUCGGCGGGUGGGAAGAGCAARAACAACAGCGAAAGCAACAGCGAAAGCAGCAACAGCAGCAGCGAAAACGAAAACGAAGCAAGCCUCCCCCCCGGCAGGGUCUUUGGGAUCGACGUCCGGAGGAGCCUGGUGGAAGCGGCCGAGCGGAACCUCCGAAGGGCCGACGGGGACCUCCUGGACACAGGGGCGGUCACCCUCGCGGUGGGGGACGGCUGGGAGGGCCUCCCGGAAGAAGCCCCCUUCGACGCCAUCCACGUGGGGGCCGCGGCCGAGUCGCUCCCCCUCGCGCUGGCGGCCCAGCUGGCGGUGGGGGGGGUCCUGGUGGUCCCCAUCGGCCCCGAGGGGGAGGCCCAGGUCCUCUGCAAGAUCCGCCGGGUCGGCGGGACGCCCUUUGGGCAAGCCGAGGUUGCGAACGGGAGGCUUCCGGAGGCCCUCUUUUGCGGGGACGACUUUGAGGCCACGAGGCUGCUGGGGGUGAGGUACGUCCCGCUGGUCAAGAAAAGGGCGGAUUCCCCCCCCUAGCCGGCCACGGAUCUUCUUGCACGCUCGAGCAAAGGCAACGCAACGCAACGACAGGGAUCUUGUGUUUCGUUCGUGCCGGAUCGACAAGRCCGAGCACGCAAUAACCAUCUAGGCAAGAA